Molecule: messenger RNA, 4496 nt
Organism: Biomphalaria glabrata
Lineage: Eukaryota; Metazoa; Mollusca; Gastropoda; Planorbidae
Exons: 8
Coding region: 348-3383 (1011 amino acids)
Molecular function (GO): DNA binding
Source: RefSeq, a predicted model, not a curated record
GGCGGUAUGGUGCCGUUAACCCUUUGUUAAAAUGUUUUAAGAAUGCAUAUAAUUAUUAAUCUUUUUACCCCCCUAAAACUAAAAGAAGCCAAUAUUCACUGUUUAGUUGAUUGUUAUGGAAAGUGGAGACCAAUAUGGGCCUGCGUUGCCACCAGAAUCUAGCUAGAGCCACAGUGCAGAGAACAACAUGGAAUUGUGCCAAUGAGUACUUGGGUGGAGCUUAGUGAAAGCAUUUAGCAUGCAGCCCAAAUAGGCAACAUCAGAGUAAUGAACACGGGAAUCAAAAGGCUCUUGGACCCUCUCAAAACAAGUUAACACCUCUUAAAUUAGAUCUUCUCUGUAAAGGUAUGGUUGUAACAAGCAAAUCUAGAAAGAGUGCAGCAAAGAGUUCGUCCAAGAGAAAGGGCAGGGUAGUCGGUCCCACCCUUCCACCUGGUAUGCAGAAAUCUUCUGACAGUGAUGACAAUAGUGAUGAGGGUCAGCUGACUGUCAAAAUGGAUUCUGAAUUGUCCCCAACAUAUGUUGUUCAUGAUGACGACGAUGAUGAUGACGAUGAAGAUGAUGAUGAUGGAGACAACCAGGGAAGGGGAAAUAUUGGUCCAAUGCCAUCUGAAAUGAAUCAAGAUGGCGAAGAGGUGGUCCAGGCUGCUGAAGAGUUUGAGAGACGAUCAAAAAGAAUGAAAGAUAAACUUACAGUCAAAGCUGAAGCUGAAGAAGGUCCUUGUAAAAGGGAGGAGUGGAUGACAGAGCUUCCCCCAGAAAUGGGGAAAAAUUUUGGUCUGCAGACACGUCAGUUUAGUAAAAAUGCUGGGGCCCCUGAAGACAAAGACAGAUCUGCUUGGACAGAAACUCCUAUUAAAAAAGAAAAGGAUAACGGUAAAGGAAAGAAGCGCAAGAGAGAAGAUGACAAAGUCACAAUGGCAAGGGAUGAUCAGAUGCAGCAGCAGGUUGAUGAAUACAAUAAAUCUAAACGUCCUGAGUCACUCAUGGACAUGCACUCAAAAAAACUGAAGAAGAAAAAGAACUCUGUUGCUGCAACAAGCACACCAGCUGACUCCACGCAGACAACUGCUCCAACAACCACUACUACUGCCCAGGCUCCACCAACCCAGCCUGUAGCUCAGAAUCUUCAGCCUGCACCACAGCAGCCUCCGCAGCAGCACAUACAGCAGUAUUACCAGAUAACUGAUGACAUUCGGGAAUCACUGGACCUGCUCACAGAGCAAAAGAAUACAGAGUUCUAUGCUACUGAGUUCAAUAAUGGGGAAUAUAAUGAGGCCAAACCAUUGGCUGACCUUCUGAUGAACCCGAACGUGGUGAGCUACAGUCAGGAUGGUGUCACAUUCUCCCAAGCUCAACCAGCCUUGAAUAGCCAGAUGAUUGCUCAGGCUUAUAGCCAUGCCCAGCAGCUGGCUUCAACACCAACCUACAAUCAAGUUAUUUCUAGUACCAACACAUACCAGCAGAGCAUCCCUGCCCAGCUGGCAGGCAACAUGAAUGUGACUUUAGUGGCUGCCAAUCAGGUGCAGGAUAACUCUUCUGCAAACAACCCCCAACAGACUAUUGAGGUCAAUGGUCAGCAGGUUCAAGCUCAGGUUGCCACUCAAGCUCAAAUCGCUAACCAGCAGGUCCAGAAUUAUGCUGAGGCUUAUGCUGCUCAGGUUAGUGCAGAAUCAGCUGUUGUCCAGCAAGGUGGUCAAGUGGUUACUUUUUCCUUGGCAGGUGGUCAGAACAUGAUCAUAGCUUCACCCCAUACACAGCAGGCAGGGCAGAAUUAUGUGAUUCAUUCUCAUGGCGCCCAUCAUGGUCAGAAUAUUGUUAUUGCUGCCCCAGGGCAGCAGGCCAUGUCUGGGAAUUUCAUUGUCAAGACAGAGGUAGAUGAAAUGGGACACAAUCUUGUUCUCACCCAGCAGAACUUACAGCAGGCUCUUGGCCAGAAUGUUGUUUUGACACCAGAUGGUCAGCUCACUACUGCAGGUGGAGAGAGUGUAGUUUUGACGACUGCUGAUGGGCAGCAGAGGCACCAGCUUCAAGCCACAAGACAGAUCCAGCCAAACCCUCAAGCACAGCAGCAGCAUCUCUUAGCACAAGGGAUCCCUCUCCAGGCUGGUGGGGGACACAUUCCCCAAGUGUCGUUAGUCCUUCCCCAAGCAAUGCACUCUCUUUUCGGCCCUCAGAUUCAACAAGCCCCUGCUGCACAGAUUACACCUCAGGCCUUCUUGCAGCUUGGCGCUAAGAUUGACAAAAUGACUAAUAUGAUCAAAGAUUCCCAAACCAUUCUGUUUGAUUUAAACAAGAGAGUUGAGAGAAUAGAGAGUCACCUCUUUCCCCAUCCAAUUGCCAUCUCAUCUGUUCAAGCUGCAGUUAACAAAAACAUUAAGCCAAUGAAUAAGCCCAAGCCUAUCAUCCCUGGAACGUCAAUGGCACAGAUGCCAAGCACUACCAUCACCAAUGCUGCAGUGACAAAAGCCAGCCUAAAAGCUGCCUUGUCUAACUACCUCACCAUCUCUGAAUAUACUGCCACAGAGGAACUGAAGAGGAGUGACUCCAACUCUGAUCUCUUCAUCCCUGUUGGUACUGUCUCUAUGGUGCCAGGCCAAGCAAUGAUGGAAGCACCUAGUCCUAGUGAAACACCAGAAACGGCUUCUAGCACAGUCCAGGAGCUGCCCAAUGAGCAGGAUAUGAUGCCUGUAGUUCUGGGCAAUGCCCAAACUUCUGACAUAAAUGUCCCAAUAGUGGAUAGCCAGAGUGGAAUAGCCGUCACUGUCUAUGAUGAAGGAAAUGAGAACCAAAAGUUUGAGCUGGGCCCUGGCAGCAGUAAAGAACCUAAUGCUCGAUUCUCGAAUACAUCCUCUAACCCCAAAACUGUCAUAUUGGAUCCUCGCUUCUGGGAAAUUUUGGUUGAGGAUUUUCAGAAGAAUAUGAGUUCAGACCAAAUCAUAUCUGCCAUGUCUUCAACUCGCAAACCUUUGGUUCGCAGCAUCGGCACAUCUGAAAUCAGCAUAUGCUCUACAGUCCUCAAAGAAGCAGAGUCUGCUUGUCAAGGGCGUAGAGAGCGUUUGGCUAAAGAGCUUGUUUUUCGCAUUUUCACCCUGGGUGAGGUGUACGACCGAAACGUUUCUGGUGUUUUCUACAUUAACGGUAAGAAGAUGGAAAACAAGAAUAAAGCCCUGGACCCUGCCAAGAUGGCAGCCAUUCACUAUCUGGUAAUGAAGUACCCACCCAGUGUGGUAGAUAACCCACGGCUGGAGAGGCUGGUGUGGAAAAACUGUGUGGACAGGAUCAAUGAUGCCCUGAGGAGGAUUUACAAUUGGAUCCACAAAAUUGUGGAUGUGAAUAAUAUCAUCGACAAGCUGCCAACUGAUAGCAUCAUGAUGCACUAAUUUAUGUGCAGACCCAAGCACAAGUACUUCUGAGUUAAAUUACCUGAUUUUAAACUUGUACCAAGAUAUAUGCUCUGUGAAAACAUUAAUCAAACAGAUCUUUAACUGGACAAGGAGGCUGACUUUAAUAUCUGACAAUACAUUUCAUAUAAAAACCCUCUGGAUUUAUUGUUUCAGAUUUUAAAGUGUUUUUUUUUCUUUAAUCAAACAACUUUGCAUAAUGACUAGAGCGAGUGCAUGAGGUCUGCACACUUGCACUGCUCUGUUAGGAUUCAUUCAACUAAGUGUGUGAACUCAUUUGGAGCAGCACUUCUUCUUAUCUAUUCCUGGAUACUAAUCUGGAUACUUUUGGUUGUUGUCUACAACUUACUGUGCAUUUAUUGAAUGACUUUUAAAAAAAUAUGUUGUGGUUUUUAUUUGUGUUAUUCCUAUUCUCACCCUCUCCAAUCCUGUGUAUAUUUAUGUAUAAUUUGGUGUAUUUGUUGUAUGUGUGACUUUUGGUUAUUGUAGAACAGACACUUGUUAGUUCUCUUGGUAAAAAAAAAUGUUUUCAUAUUAAAGAUGUAUAUAUAUAUAUAUAAAGGACACAUAAAGUUUAACUAUUCUUUGAUUGGAAAAAGCGACACCAACUAAAAUUCUUUUAUAGGUAAACAUUUCAACUAUUGUGGUAAAAUUUGUUUGCUAGUUUUUUGUUUUUUUAUUGUUGUUUUUUCCAUUUAUGUUACAUAUAUGGUAAAAGCUCAUUAGUAGAUCCUACCUUAACACUUUUUAUUCCUAAUGCCCCAAUGCUAAGCUUCUUUAUAUGUUAAAACCAAGUCUUUUUUUUUUUUGUCAGAAUGAUAAUAGAACUUAAAGCUAAUGCUAUAGCUUCUCAAUCUUACUAAAACAUUACCUUCAGAUUGCUAAUAAUUAGUAAAUGAUACAUGUUAGCUGAUUGCCAUGCACAAUCCCCAUAUAGAAUGUUUUUUAUAUUUAAUAAGAGCUAUAAUUGCCAUAGGUACAUUUGUAGAGUAUAAUAUAAGAUUUUUGUCAUAGAUUCAGAAAAAGCUUUAAUUUAAUAGUCUGGGAGUAGGCUAUAUACUUAGCUAAAUAAUAAACAUUGCCUGUAGCAGG